Messenger RNA from Penaeus chinensis, 475 nucleotides. RefSeq lists its product as uncharacterized. The record is from RefSeq and is a predicted model, not a curated record. Lineage: Eukaryota; Metazoa; Arthropoda; Malacostraca; Decapoda; Penaeidae. The coding region runs from base 1 to 345 and encodes 114 amino acids. The transcript has 4 exons.
AUGUACCUCAUAGACCUUAUAUUCCAGCAAUCUAAUUUUAUAAAUGAACGUAAUCUCUCCCCUACUUCCAGAGACGCGUGGAGGCUUCACACAGGGCGUCAGUAUUACGUUCCAGUCACGAAGAAAACACUAGUCAAUCUGGGCUUCGUCAGACAGGUGACUUACGGCAGCCUGGCGGAGGAAAGGACAAGGACAGUGCUUGUUAACGGGGCUUGGAAAAAGGCAGCGGGUUAUUUCGUCGACCUGUUCGAGAAAUCCGGCCAAGAUCCAGUCACCUCCGUCAUCACCACCAGCAGAAGCGUCUUCGAGCAACUCCUGGGCCAGCUCCUUCCCACGGAUCCUUGAAUCCUGCAGGAGGCAUCCCCCCUACCACCACCCCCACACAUCCCCACACUUUCCCCAACCUCCCCACACCUUAUCCCACACCUUCUCCCAACCUCCCCCCGACCCGACACCUUCCCCCAACCCUCCUUAA